Messenger RNA from Guillardia theta CCMP2712, 1473 nucleotides. RefSeq lists its product as hypothetical. The record is from RefSeq and is a predicted model, not a curated record. Lineage: Eukaryota; Cryptophyceae; Pyrenomonadales; Geminigeraceae. The coding region runs from base 1 to 1473 and encodes 490 amino acids. Gene Ontology annotation, biological process: protein O-linked glycosylation. Gene Ontology annotation, molecular function: protein N-acetylglucosaminyltransferase activity. The transcript is spliced from 19 exons.
AUGUCGGGGAGGCAUGGAGGGGUGUGGAUGGUUGCAUGGCUGCUGCUGCUGCUUGUGGCGGCGGAGGAGGCGGAGGAGGGAGGGGAGAGGCAGGGACGCGUGGACAAGCUCCUGUGGAGAAGUGCGAGGCCGGAGAAGAUGUGGAGAAUUCAUAGCCAGAUUUAUCAUGAGAUGGAGGCGCUGGCUGAGAAUCCCACAGAUGUACAGCUGUACUCUAGGAUUGAGGUCGUGUGCAAGAACAACGAAGAACCCAACAGCAGAUGGCUGAACAUGUGGAACAGCGGCGUGUGGGAUCCGAUGCUGGAGCAGGGUUAUGCGUUGCCCGUUCUACCGUUCUACGCACUGGUCUUCCCCUUCAACAUGUCACAGGUCUUCAAGUCUUGUGUUGGAUGGGCAGAGAAGUUCGGCACCUACACUUCUCGUGAGGGGCUGCCGAAGCCCUUUGUUAACGUUUUCUGGAAGGAAUUCAGGGAGACUGGAGGUGUUUGCUCCUCCCACAACCCGCCAUGCAUAACUGCUGUCCCAGUCAUCAAGAUCGGAUACAUUUCAUCUGACAUCUACCGCAUUCACCCUGUUGGGAAGAGUAUCAAUGCUGUGCUGCGAAUGCACGACCGAAGACAGUUCGAGGUCUACGCUUUCCUUCUCAUCCCAGUCCAGAUCGAACAUGCGGAGAUGCUGGAAAGUGGAACAGGAGGAGUUCUGCUGAGCGACAUCAGCAUCUUGUCCUCUGCAGAAGGAGCAAGCACUAUUAACGAUGAAGGGAUUCACAUCCUCAUCGACCUUAACGGGCAUACUUCCGGUGUUAGAAUGGAAGUCUUCGCGUAUGCCCCGACGCCUAUUGUAAUGCACUACAUGGGGUUUGGAGCAACGACAGGUGCAAGAUACAUCCACUACUUCCUUGCAGACACUGCAGUCUCAACACCCGAGCUGUCAGUCUACUACACCGAGAAAAUGGCCUACCUACCAGCGACCUUCUAUGCCAACAGCUACCGCUAUGAUCCAGACAGACUGCCGUACGUGAGGAGGAACGAAACGUUCAGGGAGGAGAGGGAGAGGGCCGACCUGCCUCCUGACGGCGUCGUGCUCUGCAACUUCAACCACCUCCACAAGACUAGUCGCGCCAUGUGGUCACUCUGGGCUCAGAUCCUCCUCAGGUGUCGAAGAGAACAGAGUAAGCAUCGCCAUGCGCUGGCGGAUGUCUUUCUGGACAACAACGAGUACAACGGGGGGACGACGGGGCUAGAUUCCUACUGGGCUGAUGUCCCUAUCAUCAGCGCUCCACAGGAGAAAUUCUCUGCAAGGUAUGGGGCCAGCUUCAACCGAGGUGCGAGGAUGGAAAUCUUGACAGCGCGAAAUGGGGAGGAUUAUGUGAAGAUAGCAAAGCUCAUCCGGGGGAUAAGAGAUCGUCUGGUGAAGGACAAGAACUCAACAGAUGGCGGCGAGUCAGAAAGUCAUAUCAUGGUCAACGACUGA